This is a messenger RNA of Rotaria sp. Silwood2, 450 nucleotides long. Lineage: Eukaryota; Metazoa; Rotifera; Eurotatoria; Philodinida; Philodinidae. The record is from the annotation of a GenBank genome assembly.
AUGGACGAAUGGCUCGUUCCCGGAUUUCGAGUUGGUUGUAAUCCAAUUGAAUCUCUUCUACAAUCUACUCUCGAAUGUCUCUAUAAUGUAACAUGCAUCGACAAGAUCAAACCAAAUGAUUCUACAUCAGAUAUGAUCUUUCGCGCUCUUGAUUCUACACGAUUAUCACCCAAUAUGUCUGUUCAGUCUCUAGUGGAUGCUCUUUUGGUCGAUCGAUGGGAAACGAAUGUUGUUUAUGAGUAUUACUAUAGACAAUGUGCUCCUCUCUACUGUACUUAUUCACUCAACAUGCGUUUCGAUAAAGUAUAUGUUUUUACUACCAUUAUUAGUCUUUCUGGAGGGUUGACUAUUGUACUUAAACUUGUCAUUCCAAUUGCAGUUAAAUUUGGGCGAUAUAUUGCUAUGUAUUGUCGAAGACUGGUUCGACCAACUGUUACUGUAACUGCAUAA